Messenger RNA from Pocillopora verrucosa, 909 nucleotides. RefSeq lists its product as uncharacterized. NCBI's taxonomy places the organism in Eukaryota, Metazoa, Cnidaria, Anthozoa, Scleractinia, Pocilloporidae. Gene Ontology annotation, biological process: mitochondrial ADP transmembrane transport; negative regulation of mitochondrial outer membrane permeabilization involved in apoptotic signaling pathway; mitochondrial ATP transmembrane transport. Gene Ontology annotation, molecular function: ATP:ADP antiporter activity. Gene Ontology annotation, cellular component: mitochondrial inner membrane. The record is from RefSeq and is a predicted model, not a curated record.
AUGGCCGGACAAAAGAAGAAACUUCACUUCGUGGAAAAUUUUGGACUGAGUGGUGCUGCAGCAGUUAUCUCCAAGACAGCAGCCGCCCCUAUUGAACGAGUGAAACUUCUUGUUCAAAACCAGGAUGAGAUGAUAAAGGCUGGGCGACUGGAUACACCUUACAAAGGCGUCAUAGACUGCACUGUCAGGACCUACAAAGCAGAAGGAGCUAUUUCUUUUUGGAGAGGUAACCUCGCCAACUGCAUUAGGUACUUCCCAACCCAGGCUCUCAACUUUGCAUUUAAAGACCAGAUCAAAGCCCUUUUCAAGCCAAAUAGAACUGACUCUUAUGCUGUAAAGUUUAGCAAGAACAUUGCUUCUGGCGGUGCAGCUGGAGCUAUGUCAUUGCUCUUUGUGUACUCCCUUGACUACGCCCGAACUCGUCUGGCAAAUGAUGCUAAGUCAAAAGGGACUGAGCGCCAAUUCAAUGGCCUCAUUGAUGUUUACACAAAGACACUGAAGAGUGAUGGCAUUGUUGGACUCUACAGAGGCUUCGUGAUAUCUUGUGUUGGUAUCAUUGUGUAUCGAGGUUUCUACUUUGGCUUGUACGACACCCUGAAGCCAAUGCUGCUGGGAGAUGAUGCCUCACUGGUGCUCUCAUUCCUUCUGGGUUAUGGUGUGACUGUUAGCUCAGGCCUAGCUUCAUACCCAAUCGACACCAUACGCCGACGCAUGAUGAUGACAUCUGGGCAGGCAGUAAAAUACAAAGGCUCCAUUGAUUGUACCAUCCAGAUCUUGAAGAAUGAAGGCUUCAUGUCCCUGAUGAAGGGUGCCGGAGCUAACGUCCUGCGUGGCAUGGCUGGAGCUGGUGUGUUGGCUGGCUUUGACAAGCUUAAGGCGGUGUACAUGAGCUGGCGUUUUGAUGACUGA